AUGAAGGUCUGGAAACUGGUCAUAGCGAUAUUAAUUGUAGUAAUUGUACUACUAGCUCUCUUCCUUCUUUCGUUGUUUGCAAAAGUAAAAGUCGAACAAAAACCAUUUUUAGAACAGAAAAUUGUAUAUCGAAUUGUUAAAGGCGAUUUAAACACUCUAAAACACGAACAAAGUAUAUAUAAUAAACGAGCCAGAAGUUUAUUUGGUCGAGAUAUGAAGAAUUGGCCAACUUUCAGAAUUUUAUUCCCAACAGACAAAAACUAUGGUGUUUUCGGAAUUCUUGUGCCUCAAACAUUUCAUAUUGAAGAGGAUUGCCUUCAAGAACUAGGCUUUGUUUUCGGAGUUCUCGACUUUAUUCCUGACACAGUUAAUAUAGAGUUACCGAUGAGGAUUAAAUCAUCGAUCUGCUUAAGCCGAAUGAGGUGCAUGAAUAAGAUUGCUACAAUUUCUAAAACAGCAACUUAUGCUGAAAUUCAUGAUUGGAAGAGAAGAAGAAUAUCAUUUGUUAUUGUUAAAGGCGAUUCUAAUGGGCUUUGGAUCCCGCAAUGA
Messenger RNA from Trichomonas vaginalis G3, 549 nucleotides. RefSeq lists its product as uncharacterized. Lineage: Eukaryota; Parabasalia; Trichomonadida; Trichomonadidae. The transcript has a single exon. The record is from RefSeq and is a predicted model, not a curated record. Bases 1 to 549 code for a protein of 182 amino acids.